CGCCCAAAUUAUAUCUUCGUUCGUAAAAGGGGGUUUUUCAGAUUGCAAAUGUCCCUUCUCCGACGGCGAGGACGGCGAUUUGUAGAGGGUCCCUUUGCUUAAUUCCUUCGAUUUUGAAUGAAUCACGAGAGGGGAAUCUUUAUGUAGUCCUACUUGUUGUAGUUGUUGUUGCAAUUUUGAAAUUGUAACAUCCUUGUCAACACUGGAAACAUUGUCCAAACCCUAACGAUUUUGUGGGCAUCUAAGUUCGGUUAGGUGACGAUUCGUGUACACGCGAACACAGGAACACAGGAACGAAGAUGGAGUAUUUCGGGGACUCGGUUUGCUACGAUGCUUCGGUCGGAGAUGAGGUUCUACAGGAGUUGUCCUUUUUUGAUGAAAAUGAAGCUGAAGCUGAAGCUGAAAUAGAAAUUGAGUAUGUAGAUAAGGCUUCUAAUGCUGAUGAUGCUGUUGAUGAGCUGAAUUUUUUUAGCGAUGAACUUAGUAGCUCUGAACAAACGGGUGCUCCACGUGGUAAUGAGAAUACAAUGGAUACAGUAGAGGUCAAUUGUGUUGCUGACAUUUGUGCCAUUGACAUGAAGACUUUUAUCCCAGUUCAAGUUGGAAGAUACGAUUUUCAGAGCUUGGAGGUUGCAUACAUGUUUUAUGCCCAUUUUGCUCGUGCUAAAGGUUUCUGUGUUAGAAGAUAUAACGUAAUAAGAAGUAGGAAGACAAGCGAAAUACUGCAACAGGAAUUUGUUUGCAACAAGAAUGGCAAGAGAGAAGACAGAGGGCUAUCUUCUGAACAACGAAAGCGCACCCCGAGGAGAGACACAAGAUGUGGGUGUAAAGCUAUGUUUCGGGUACAUGUUGAUAUAACAACCACUCGCUGGUAUUGCACCUGGUUUACCAACGAUCAUAAUCAUGACUUAUUUGAUGAUGUUGAUUGCGGAUUGCAAGCUCCACAUAGAAAGCUUAGUUUGAGCGACAUAGUUCAGCUUAAUGGAAUGAAGGAUAUUGGCAUGGGUGUCCCUCACAUGUGGCGUGCUUUUGCAACUCAAUGUGGAGGCUUUGAGAAUGUUCCUUUCACAAAAAGAUCUGUAUAUAACCAAAUUGGGAAGCAAAGACAAAUGCAAAACAGUGAUGCUUCUUCAUCAAUUCAGUUCAUUGGUAAAUUGAGUUCUAAUGAUAGCGAGAUGUAUUGGGAGCGCACAAUAGAUAAUGAUCGAAGACUUCAACAUCUAUUUUGGUGCGAUGGCAUUAGUCGUUUGAGUUACAAGGUUUACGGUGAUGUGCUAGCCUUUGAUGCAACCUAUUCAAAGAAUAAGUAUUUGUUGCCUGUAGUGAUUUUCUCUGGAGUAAACAACCAUAACAGGACAACCAUCUUUGCUACUGCUGUUGUUGCUAAUGAAACGGAAGAAACUUAUGUGUGGCUGUUGGAGCAUUUCCUGAGGGCAAUGGAUGGUAAACAUCCAAAAGCUGUUAUAACAGAUGGUGCAGUAGUGAUGAAAAAUGCAAUUCAAAGGGUGUUUCCUAAUGCACAUCAUAGAUUGUGUGCUUGGCAUCUCCUCUGUAAUGCGAAUACUAAUAUUGGAAACCCGCUGUUUACUCAAGCUUUCAGGUGGUGCAUGUUUGGUGACUAUGACAUAGGGAAAUUUCAAAAAAAAUGGGAUGAAAUGGUUGCAAAGUUUGGAUUGCAAAACAACAAAUGGGUUAAAGGCUUGUAUGAUACUAGGAAGAAGUGGGCCUCGGCUCACUUGCGAGGUAAAUUCUUUGCUGGAUUCCGGACUACCUCUAGAUGUGAGGGGUUGCAUUCUGAACUUGGAAAAUUUGUCCAUUCGCGUCAGAACUUGACUGAUUUCUUAGUACAGUACCACCACUGUUUGAAGCAUAUGCGUUUUAGAGAAGUUUCAGAUGAUUUUCAUUCCAUAGAUGGGAAUCCGGUUCCACAAACUAAGAUGGAAGCGCUUGAGAUGUCAGGUGGGAAACAUUUUACUAAUGCUAUUUACCUGUUGUAUGUCAGUGUUAUUAAACAGGCUACUAUGCUGAAGGUGUUACAAUGCCAUGAGGCAUUAACAUGCACUAUUUAUACUGUUGCGAAGCUAAUUUCAGGGGUUAAGGAGUGGCAUGUUUCAGUUUAUGCAGAACCAAGUGACUACAAAUGUUCAUGUAUGAAAAUGGAGUCACGUGGGUUACCAUGUGAGCAUAUACUUGCUGUUUUACACCAUUUGAAGGUUGAAGAGUUGCCAGGGUGCCUUAUAAUGAAAAGAUGGACAAAAGGUGCAAAGGAUGGUGUGUACAGUGCAAAGGGUGUUGCGGGUCACAUCUGGGACUCACAGAAAAGUGCCCGCUGUGGAGCUCUGAUGGAUUUAUACAGAGUUUUGAGUGAACUAAAUUCGGAUACCCUUGAAGAUUUCAAUAAUGCAAGGAAUAUUGCUAAUCAGCAAAUUGAGUUGGGUCGAGCAAAGAGAUCUUGUCAAAUAGGGGAUGUAUCAAACAACAAAAAUGAUUUUGCUAUGGUAAGGGAUCCUGUGCGUAUCAGGUCAAAGGCGCGUGGUGGAAAGGGUGCAUCGUCUUCGGGAGUGAGAGCCAAACGUGUAUUGAAUUGUUCUUUGUGUAAGCAACCAGGUCAUAACAAGCUUACGUGCACAUUCCUUACAACAGGUGGUGAAUCCUUGGUCCACAUGGGAAGUAGUGAAUCUGAAUAUGACCUGUUUAGUGCAGAAGACCUCAAUGUUGACGAUUGAGGUGUGAAUUGUGUAUGGUGCGUGGACGUUGGACACUGAUGCCUGACAAGAGAAGUUUUGGAGGGAAGAUUGAAGUGUGGGCUGAAAUCUUUGUGUAUGGUACAUGUAUGAUAUUGCAAGGCUGUUUAAUGGUGGCUUGUGCAGACAUGAUGGGUUAUAUAUGUUUAAAUAUUAUUAACUUUGGUUAGAAGUUUAUUUAAUGUUUGUGAUGAUUUAUUGCAAGGCUGUGUAAGAAGUUUAUAUAGUUUUUCUGAUGAUGAUUAGGAUGAGUUAUUGUAUGACGAAUUAUGUCCUCUGAUUAUUUACAACCAGGGUUAAACACCAGUAAUUAGGACACAUGAAUGUGGUUCACAAUUUUAUACGACAAAUUUGUACAUUGCAGACUAAUAA
Lotus japonicus is the source of this 3116-nucleotide messenger RNA. RefSeq names its product protein FAR1-RELATED SEQUENCE 5-like. Gene Ontology annotation, molecular function: zinc ion binding. Lineage: Eukaryota; Viridiplantae; Streptophyta; Magnoliopsida; Fabales; Fabaceae. Gene Ontology annotation, biological process: regulation of DNA-templated transcription. Bases 300 to 2726 code for a protein of 808 amino acids. The transcript has 4 exons. The record is from RefSeq and is a predicted model, not a curated record.